AAGACCUUCGUACUUGUUCCUGUUACUGGUUAUAACCCGAUUGAUUGUCGUUUGAUCUCCUCUCAGUUGGAGCAGGAGGGGAAAAAGGAGGCGUCUGUGUCGGAGGACUCCCACCAGAACUACUCGGUGGGUCUGGUGGCCGUGGUGAUCAGCUGCCUGUCGUCGGGGUUCGCCGGUGUCUACUUCGAGAAGAUCCUGAAGGGGAGCUCGGCGUCCGUCUGGAUGAGGAACGUCCAGCUGGGGAUCUUCGGCACGGCGCUCGGCGCGCUGGGCCUCUGGUGGAACGACGGCGCCGCGGUCGCCGAGCGCGGCUUCCUGUUCGGCUACACCGGCACGGUGUGGUGCGUCAUCUUCAACCAGGCGUUCGGCGGGCUGCUGGUCGCCGUGGUGGUGAAGUACGCCGACAACAUCCUGAAGGGCUUCGCCACCUCCUUCUCCAUCAUCGUGUCCACGGUGAUGUCCGUCUAUCUGUUCGGCUUCCAGGUGGACCUGCUCUUCACGGUGGGGGCGGGGCUUGUCAUCGGUGCCGUCUACAUGUACAGCCUCCCCAAAGCCACCGUUGCCAGCUCCUCGUCACUGAGCUCCUCCUCCUCUUCCUCCGCGUCUUUGGCUUCGCCGAGGACGGAUGGAGGCGCCAAGAUGGAGUCGUUUCUGCCGAAGUCAGUGCUGGUGAAGUGACUCCCUCCCUCUCUCCACCUCCUCCUCACCUCUUUCCUCCCUCUAAACUCCUCCAAAGGAGGACAGGAUCUCCUCUUGAUCUUCUCCUUCCUCCCCCCCUGACCUCCUGCAGACCUCCUCAUCUCAGCUGAAGACUGUUGACGACGGAGGAGAUUUUCUCCUCGUCUUUUUCUAACUUCCUCCUUUUUUCACUCCUCCUGUGAUGAGAAGGAGAACGGAGGAGUCUGUCUUUACUCUGAACACCUUCUGACUCGAGGAGGAGGAGAGCGUCUGGUUUUAACUCUGCUUUUCCUCACUAAACACUAACCUCUCCCCCCCGCCGUCCUCGUCACAGACUAACUGCUCAAAGCACAACAGGAGGAGGAGCUGCCUUAAAACUCUCUCUGUUACUGAAUGAAAGAGGAGAAGCCUUACGCUGAUUAUUGAUUGUGAUGGAGGACGUUUCCUCAGUUCAGCUCCUGAUUUUCUUUCUUUCAGAAUCGACACUAAAUGGUGAGAAAAAAGAGAAGCAUUGAGACGUUCUCUGCCUCAGCGUUUAUGUUUGAUGUCCACAGAGAACCACGUUAGAACUCUCUGAAGGUUCUGGAGAUGUUUGAGAUACAAAAUAUAAUAUCUGUGAUUUUAAUCUGCAGAAGAAAAUAAACUGAAAACUAGAAAA
This is a messenger RNA of Anarrhichthys ocellatus (wolf-eel), 1336 nucleotides long. It is a transcript of the gene slc35a2, whose product is annotated as solute carrier family 35 member 2. Gene Ontology annotation, biological process: pyrimidine nucleotide-sugar transmembrane transport. Gene Ontology annotation, molecular function: pyrimidine nucleotide-sugar transmembrane transporter activity. NCBI's taxonomy places the organism in Eukaryota, Metazoa, Chordata, Actinopteri, Perciformes, Anarhichadidae. Gene Ontology annotation, cellular component: Golgi membrane. The transcript has a single exon. The annotation marks the transcript as partial. The record is from RefSeq and is a predicted model, not a curated record.